AGUCGCCGCCCCUCUCCCUGCGCCCGCCGCCGCCCCCGCGCCGGUGAUGGAGGCGAGGCGCUGAGGAGGGCUCGGGCGGGGGCGCCGCCGGCGGCAGCAGCGGCGCGCGGAGAGCGGGGCAUGCGGAGCGGGCGCCGCCGCGGGGCUGCAGCGGACGGCUCUCGGGCGCUGAGGGAGGAGGAGGCGGCGGCGGCGGCGGCGGCGGCGGCGAAAGAGGCUCCCCCGCGGGGCUCGCUGUGACCGCGCCGCUGCUCCCGGAGCGCGGCUCCCGGCAGCCGCAGGAAGAGCGGGGCCGAGGCGGCGGUGGCGGCGGUGCAGCAGCGCUCCUUCCCCGGCCGCGGAGCGAGGCGGCGAGAGGAGGCGCCGGUUCCCCGCGGCUGUAGCGGCCGCCGCCGGCAGCCCCGCCGCGCAGCGGCAACGGCGGCCGCGCCUCAACUUGGUGCGAGGCAGCGGCCGCCGCGACGAGCGGGCGGUGCGCGGCUGGUCCCCGUCCCCGCCGCCGCCCGGAGGAUUUACCCUGCGGGACUCUCCUCCCCGGGCGCCCGGUGACAGGCGCAGCCGCGGCGGGGCACGUUGCCUCCCCCACCAUACACACACAACGGCCGUCCGGCCGCCCCGCAGCGACAGAGAGGGCCGAGGGCAGCCUUAAGACCUUGUGGAUGGAAGACCUCUUUUGCUUCUUCAGAAUGGCGUAGGACAGUCUGUUGCUCUGGGGUUCCUAGCACAGGCACUCUACAGCAAUGUGUUGGGUUUUUGAUACCAGUGCUAGUGGACCAUCCAGAUGGCUAUAAACCUGCAGAAGAGGUAUAGAACGUGGUGUCUCAAACUGGAUUAAAGCAACCUGUUGAUAUUUUUAUUUAUACUUUUUUAUUUUUGUAUUUGACUUAAAGUGCCAUGAAAAAAUUUGCAUAUUGCAAGGUGGUCCUUGCCACCUCUUUGGUUUGGGUCCUUCUGGAUAUGUUUCUAUUGCUGUACUUCAGUGAAUGCAACAAAUGUGAUGAGAAAAAAGAACGAGGCUUGCCUGCUGGAGAUGUUCCAGAACCCAUACAAAAACCACAUGAAGGACCUGGAGAGAUGGGGAAGCCUGUGGUCAUUCCGAAAGAGGAGCAAGAAAAAAUGAAAGAAAUGUUUAAAAUAAAUCAGUUUAAUUUAAUGGCAAGUGAAAUGAUUGCACUCAACAGAUCUUUACCUGAUGUCAGGUUAGAAGGGUGUAAAACGAAGGUGUACGCGGACAACCUUCCCACAACAAGCGUCGUCAUUGUUUUUCACAAUGAGGCUUGGAGCACACUUCUGCGAACUGUUCAUAGUGUGAUAAACCGGUCACCACGACACAUGCUGGAAGAGAUCGUCCUCGUCGAUGAUGCCAGUGAAAGAGACUUCUUGAAAAGACCACUGGAGAAUUAUGUGAAAAAAUUAAAAGUACCUGUUCAUGUGAUUCGAAUGGAACAGCGUUCUGGAUUGAUUAGAGCCAGAUUAAAGGGGGCUGCUGCUUCUAAAGGCCAGGUCAUCACCUUCUUAGAUGCUCAUUGUGAAUGUACAGUAGGCUGGCUUGAACCUCUGCUGGCAAGGAUCAAAGCUGACAGGAGGACAGUAGUGUGUCCGAUCAUUGACGUAAUUAGCGAUGACACCUUCGAAUAUAUGGCAGGUUCUGACAUGACCUAUGGUGGAUUCAACUGGAAGUUGAAUUUUCGUUGGUAUCCUGUUCCUCAGAGAGAGAUGGAUCGACGGAAAGGAGACCGAACUCUUCCUGUUAGGACGCCUACAAUGGCAGGAGGUCUUUUUUCAAUAGACAGAGAUUACUUUCAGGAAAUUGGAACAUAUGAUGCUGGAAUGGAUAUUUGGGGUGGAGAAAACUUGGAAAUUUCUUUCAGGAUCUGGCAGUGUGGUGGCACUUUGGAAAUUGUAACUUGUUCACACGUUGGGCAUGUGUUCAGAAAAGCAACACCGUACACUUUUCCAGGAGGUACAGGGCAGAUAAUCAACAAAAAUAACAGGAGGCUUGCAGAAGUAUGGAUGGAUGAGUUCAAAAACUUUUUUUACAUCAUUUCCCCAGGCGUUACUAAAGUUGAUUAUGGGGACAUAUCAUCACGACUUGGACUGAGGCGCAAACUCCAGUGCAAGCCUUUCUCCUGGUACCUGGAGAAUGUUUAUCCUGAUUCCCAAAUUCCACGCCAUUACUUUUCUCUUGGAGAGAUAAGAAAUGUAGAGACAAAUCAAUGUCUGGAUAACAUGGCAAGAAAAGAAAAUGAGAAAGUUGGAAUCUUUAACUGCCAUGGAAUGGGUGGCAAUCAGGUUUUCUCAUAUACUGCCAAUAAAGAAAUUCGAACAGAUGAUUUGUGUUUAGAUGUAUCCAAACUUAAUGGCCCAGUAACGAUGCUCAAGUGCCACCAUCUAAAAGGAAAUCAGCUUUGGGAAUAUGAUCCAGUGAAAUUAACCCUGUUGCACGUGAACAGUAACCAGUGCCUGGACAAAGCCACCGAAGAAGACAGCCAGGUACCCAGCAUCAGAGACUGCAACGGCAGCCGCUCCCAGCAGUGGCUGCUUCGCAAUGUCACCCUUCCAGAAAUAUUCUGAGAGGUUCUAAAGAAAAGCAAAGAUUGACUGGGCUACCUCGGCUGAUACUUUGACUACACUGUUAAGUAGCAACAGAAGAAACUUCUGCUUGGCAGAAUCUGCAGUUUGUCAGCUGUUAGAACUCCUGCAGCUUCUCAAGUAGCUGUGAACCAGCCUUCCUGUAUAAGGAUGUGAAACUUCCACACAUACUAGUGAAACUGCACCCACUGAUGUUUACAAGAUCGAAAGAGUUUCUUCCAGCAAAUAAUUUAGAGAACGUUUGGACAGUGGAAACAUAAUCAAUGAAAUAGUUUCUCUGAAGAGCUGCAUAUGGUUGUAGUUUGCUUGCACAUCAGUAACCUCUGCUGAAAGUGCUGUUGUAAUGAAGAAAGUUCCAAGAAUAUUUUUUUCCUGGUUAGCAGUGGUAACCAGACUACUAAAUAUAGAUACACAAAUAAAUCAAAGACAGCUGGAAACCAGAUUCAGUAACAUGAAUUAAGAAUUCUGUGGUUUAAAAACAAAAAGUAAACAGGGUUUAAUGGAAACUAAAUCAGAACUAUGGAAAGUACAAUUUGUUAUAGUGAAGUAUCAAAUUUAUAUGUAGAUUUUAUACCUCAGUGGGGGAAAAUAACCAUGUCAAAAGGCAAUUGUUUCUCUUUUUCAAUUGUGUGAUAGUCCAUAAAUACAAUUUUUUCUUUUCUUUCUGGCUAGUCUAAAAUUCUUUUGGGCGCAAACAAGAGGAGCAUAAGAGUAAACUUAGCUCUUGAAUGUCAGAUCAACAUUUUUCUUUUUUAUUUUAAUAUGUUGGCUGUUGGAAUUGUAUCAUUUUAUUACUGUCUGAAAACUGGAGGUUUAACAUGCUGUCUAACUUCUUUUUGUCUAAACCUACCGUUUCAGUUUAUACUUGGGUCAGUCAGCUUAUGGACUUUCAUGGCCAAACAAAAGAUUUAAGUACACUUUGAAAUUAAGUUAACUUGAUGGAACACACUUAGCGCCCAGGACUCAUACUACUGUGCUACGGUUUUAUUUUCAUAGCAAUAAAUCUUUUGUUCCUUGUUUGAUUUCAGUCAACAGAAAGCCAGAAGAAAAGAGAGAUGAAUUGGUUAGCAGGGGAUUGCCAAACUGAAGGUUUUCUGGGAUCCUUUUUCACUUCAUUUUCAGAUGUGCUUCAUUGUCAAGUGCAUAUUUAGAUUAGACUCUGAAUUGUAAUGUUGAUCUGCUACUUUUUUCUAAUAAAACCUAAAGAAAAAUAGCUCAAUUGGCAUGGUUUUUAAAGUUAACAUAGCCAAAAGCAAUAUGACUAUGUCAUUACAUUGGUCUGCAUUUUUUAACUGAAUUGUUUUGUUUUGUUAAGAAAAAUCUGUGUGGGCUGAUCUUGAAAAUGAGCCACCGAACACUCAGAGUAUACAUUGAAUUUUCUUUUGGAAAGAAAAAUGAGAUUUGCUUAAUGGAGAGGAUAUUUUUAUGAUAAAUGUCAUUGUUUGGCCAACUGUCCUGUAAAGCAAAUUAAACCUAGACUCAUGCAAAA
Strigops habroptila (Kakapo) is the source of this 4081-nucleotide messenger RNA. It is a transcript of the gene GALNT1, whose product is annotated as polypeptide N-acetylgalactosaminyltransferase 1. Gene Ontology annotation, cellular component: Golgi apparatus. The record is from RefSeq and is a predicted model, not a curated record. The transcript has 13 exons. Lineage: Eukaryota; Metazoa; Chordata; Aves; Psittaciformes; Psittacidae. Bases 895 to 2574 code for a protein of 559 amino acids.